This is a messenger RNA of Callorhinus ursinus (northern fur seal), 918 nucleotides long. RefSeq names its product olfactory receptor 9G19. The record is from RefSeq and is a predicted model, not a curated record. Gene Ontology annotation, biological process: G protein-coupled receptor signaling pathway. Gene Ontology annotation, cellular component: membrane. Gene Ontology annotation, molecular function: G protein-coupled receptor activity; olfactory receptor activity. Lineage: Eukaryota; Metazoa; Chordata; Mammalia; Carnivora; Otariidae.
AUGGAGAGAAGCAACCACACACUGACUGAGUUCAUCCUGGUGGGCUUCACGACAGACCCGGUGAUACAGCUUGUCCUGUUUGUGGUAUUCCUUAGCAUGUACUCUCUGACUCUUGUAGCAAAUACCACCCUCAUAAUAUUGAUCUGUAAUGACUCCCGGCUGCACACACCUAUGUAUUUCUUCACUGGGAAUCUGUCCUUUCUGGAUCUCUGGUAUUCCUCUGUCUAUGCUCCAAAGAUCUUGGUGACCUGCAUCUCUGAAGACAAAAGCAUCUCUUUUGCUGGCUGUGUAUGUCAGUUCUUCUUCUCUGCGGGGCUGGCAUACAGUGAGUGUUACCUAUUGGCCGCCGUGGCUUAUGACCACUAUGUUGCCAUCUCAAAGCCACUGCUUUAUUCUCAGGCUAUGUCUAUAAAGCUUUGUGCAUUUUUGGUAACAUCCUCAUACCUUGGUACCUUUACUAACUCUUCCAUCAUCACCAAAAGAACUUUUGCCUUGAAUUUCUGUAGUGGCAAUGUCAUUGAUGACUUUUUCUGUGAUGUCCCACCCCUGGUGAAGUUGGCUUGUGGCAGGAAAGAUGGUUAUCAGACUGUGCUGUACUUCCUCCUGGCCUCCAAUGUCAUCAUCCCCACAGUGUUCAUCCUCGCCUCCUACCUGUUCAUCAUUGCCACCAUUUUGAGGAUCCGCUCCACCCAGGGCCACCUCAAAGUCUUCUCCACGUGUUCCUCCCACCUGGUCUUUGUCACCCUGUACUAUGGCUCCAUUCUCUACAUCUACUCUCGUCCCCAAUCUAGCUAUUCUUUGGACAGGGACAAAAUAAUUUCUACAUUUUACACGGUAGUGUUCCCUAUGUGGAAUCCCAUGAUCUAUAGCUUGAGGAAUAAGGAUGUGAAAGAGGCUCUGAAUACACUCAUUAAGUAA